UUGAGAUGCCUGAAGCUAUCUAGAAGUGUCGAGGCCUUUAUCAUGAAAUCUCGAAGCCUCUAUCACCGACUUAUUUACACCGACGGAAGCGUCUAUAUAUACCGAAAUUCGUUGUUCCCGAUCGUCGGGUUUGGUUGUCGAUGAAUGCUUGGAUAGAGUUUGAUAACGUUAACUCUUCCUGAUAACGUUAGCUCUUCCGGAUUAUCAGAUUUUGUUGUUUGUCAAGCACACAGAGAACGAGGGAGGGAAAAAAAAAAAGGGGAAGAAGGAAAAGAAGGAGAGAGAGAUCAGAAGUGCCGGUCUUAACUGUGAAUAACGAAGCAGCAGCUGUAAGCGGCUCGGUGAGUGUUGAUUGGAUGGCAUCAAACAAUCGAAAGCUGAAGGGAAAAAGAUACUUAAGAAUGAAUGAUGGACCAAAUGAUAAUGAUCAACAAAAUGUGCAGAAUGCAUUGGAUGGUCACACUACUGCUACCUUUUUUGAUAACAAUAUCAAUCGUCGAAUCAAAUCAAGAAGAUGGAUAGAAGUGUCUGAAGCGGUGGUUGAGGAUAGCCGGGUAAAGCAACACAAUGAUGAUGGUAUCAAUGUAAUACAACAUCGAGAUAAGCGAGUUAGAAAUAAUCGAGAGACGUCAAAUGUGACAAUGAAGCGAACUACUGUUACUGAGGCUAAUUCGAAUGGUAAUGGUCAGGGUGGAACUGGCGAACAUUUACAUUCAUUCGGUCAAGCAAGCUAUCAAAGCACUAGACAAGGUUCAAUCAUUAGAUAUGAAGAUGCAGGCGACAAUAUUUAUGUUUGUGAUUACUGUGACGCACUGUUUUGGCUUGAAGAGGCAAUUAAACAAACAUCGACGAAAGUGUCUCCUAUCUAUACAAAUUGUUGCAAAAAAGGGAAAAUUAAACUUCCACAUGCUAAACCAACUCCGAAUUUUCUUAGAACAUUAUUAGAUCCAAAUAACGGUUCGGAAAGUAAACUUUUUAGGGAAAAUAUUCGAAUUUAUAAUUCAAUGUUUUCGUUUACAUCAAUGGGAGCAAUAAUUGAUCGAAAAAUAAAUACUGGAUUAGGUCCGUACGUAUUUAAAAUCAGUGGUCAAGUACAUCAUUUAAUGGGUUCUAUAUUGCCAUCUGAGGGAGAAUUUCCUAAAUAUGCACAAUUAUAUAUAUAUGAUACUCAAAAUGAGAUUUAUAAUCGUAUUAAUGCUAUUAAUCCUACCCAUAUGAAUAACAACAUCAAACCAUAUAUAGUUGAAGGACUUAUUAAGAUGUUCGAUGAAAUUAAUGAAUUAGUUAAACAAUUUCGAACGAUAAGAGAUAAAUUUGAAAAUCAGUGUUUACCUUUAUUUACUGUGAAUGUACUUGAUUGUUUACGUACUGAUAGUAAACAAUAUGAAAGACCAACAUCUGAGGAAAUUAGUGGUCUCAUUGUGGGUGUACAUACCUCCAAUAAUAUGGAGUAUUUACUACGUCACCAAGCAUAAGUAACACCCACUUUGGGACAUCCACAAGACAUGGCAAGGCCCAACCGAGACAUGCAUCGUGUAGCCCUAUGUUCAGGCUACGCGGCAGUAUCCGGAAGUCACAAAUCCGCCACCGGGAAGCCACAUUUCCGCCCUUGCCAAGAUGCCUCCACAAACAUAGCUUUCUGCAUGUUAAAUAGACUAGAAUAGUAACUUUGCUUGUCCCACAUCGAAGAACAAGUAAAAGAGAAGCAUUCCUUCAUCUAUAAAAGGAAUGCCUCCUCCCACAACUCAACACAUUCAUUACAUCUCUUGUAAUCUUGUUAGGCCGCAAGGCUCGACACACUAGUAUAGCUUUCAAGUGGACGUAGUCUCCCGCUCAUGCGGAGGCGAACCACUAUACAUCUCGUGUCAAUCUCUCUCUUUCUCUCAUUUAAGCUAACUAGAGAUCCCCAUGGAUUCUAACGUUAACAUUGGCGCCGUCUGUGGGAAGCCAACACAUUGGCUUCGUCACCUUCCAUGAGCUAAGUCUGCUCAGCGGAGCUUGAAGAAAUUCCUUCCUUCUUUGAGUUUAUGUUUGAAUUAAUGUUUCUUGGCAGCAACUAGAGCAGAGUGUGCAGAAAUUUGCACCUUGCGGGCUGGUCAACACGUGGUCAACGCCCGGCGGAGUUGGUCAACGCCCAAGAAGUGGUCAAAACUUGCAGAAACUGCUCAAAACACCAACGUAUGGGCUGGUCAACGCCCGGCGGGGGAAGUCAACGCCCAUCAAGGCUUGGUCACACUUUCGGUCAGCACCAGUCAAGGUUGGUCAACGCCCAACCCAUGAAGGUCAACGCUGGCAUAAAAAAAAAAAAACAAUCUGGGCGGCCAAAUUUGCUCUGGACACCCAGAGAACUUCUCUGGGCACCCAUCCAGUUUUCAAAUUUCCCGCCAGCCAAUUGCUCCGCCAGCAGCAACUUUCUCCGCCGAACUUCGAUCUCUGCCGGACUGCGAUCUUCCGCCCAGCCUUAGCUCCGCUGGGAUCCUCCGCCGGCGGUAGCAGCAGCCAAGCCAGCGCGCUCUGGUCCGAAGCUUCGCUCCGAUGCUUGCAUCGCUGCACCAGCUCCGCUAGGGAGCUCCGCUCCGCCAGGCAGGCACCCAACUUCCGCCAGACUCCCCACCGCCGGCAGUCAUUAAUCGCUCCGCCGGACAACUUCCUCCGCCGAACUCGGCUUCUCCGCCAACUCUUUAAGGCUUCCGCCAGACUACGUCCGCCGGAGAACCAUCAGCGGCACUUCCUCUGCUCACUGCACCUCCGGAGCUCGGCUCGAUGCCGGCUCUGCUCCGCCAGCAGCUCCGCCCAACUGAACAGCUCCGACAGCUUGCACAGCUCGUCCGCUUGCUGACUGCAGAUCCGCUCGCUUCCGUAGAAUAUGGUUUUCCGGCUUCGAACUUCUGUGGCGGACGAAACCUCCGCCAUGCUUCCAACUCCGCUGACCUUCUGUGGCGGACGAAACCUCCGCUGACCUUUGCUUGCAAGGGCUCCGUCCGCGCCGAGCUCCGCUCCGCCAAGGCACCUCCGCUGAGCUCUCUCCUACGCUGAGUCCUCUCCUCCGCUGCGCAUCAGCGCCGCAAUUCACCGCUGAGCUCUUUAACGUUUGGGGCUUGACACUUGACGACCAGAGGACCUCAUCAACUCGUCGAAACUUGACGCUGGACUUUCGUCAGUUCACCAGCUCUCAGUCGACGCCCCAACCAACCAGAUAAGCUUUUUUCUUUUAAUCAAUAUCCUUGAUUGAUUAUCAUAUAUACACACUGCACUGUUCUCUCGCUUGUCCUUACAUGCCUAUAAUUACACGGCAGUUACAAGCCCACGAUAGCAUGCAACUAUAGAGACUUGUGCGUGUUUCCGUUGUGAUCAAUUAAGCAUGGUCAUGCGUGCAGAUUGCCAUGCUUUCACCUUAUGCUUGUGUCGGCCACAUGCAAAGCUUGUUAAUUGGAUAUUCAUAAUUAUGCUACAUGUGUCCAUGUAAUAUGAUAGCAUGCUGGUGCUUUGACUAAAUUCCUUAUCUCCAAGAUUAUAUGCAUGGUUGACUUCACCUAUAUGCCCCCGGAUCCGGCUAUACAUCUUGGCACAUGGCAUCUUCACAUUUGCAUAUAAACGAUGUGUUAUGUAGAACUAAUGAGCGCUCGUAUGUUCCCCGCAAAUUGGACAUUCAAAAUAGACAUUUAUGCAACUUAUUUGUCAUCAACUACUACAUUUACUUGUACACUUUGCUUACGAUUUUGUCCAAAUACAUAUGCAAAUUGUUGAUGUUGAUUUUACAAAUCCACAUCUUAAUCAUAUAUUUUGUUUCAAGGAAAUCUCUAUUUCUAUCGACCAUUCAACCGCAACUACGAGUUGACGGACAUUAUCGGAGUACUUUAUCCGCCAAGCAAUGGAUCGCCAUGCUCGGCCAACUCCGCCAGCCCCCAAAUUACCACGAGAUAAGUAACUACAUCUUAUCUCUUACGCUCUUGCAAUUAGAGCUAUUGCUAUGUCUAUACAUGUCUCCAUGACCCUUACGCAUGCCUACGACAUGUUCUUGGCCACUUUACUACUUGUGCAUGCUUGCUCUAUGUGUUUGUCAUUUUUUCAUGCAAAUGCAUACUUUACACAUCCACGGUCUACGACCAAAACCGCCAAGCGGUCAGGCAACGCCUCAUAAUAGCCAUUGAUCCGGCAGCAAGGGACUAGUUAACGCAGCCUACGGCAGCCAUUGAUCUGGCAGUUAACCCCGACGCUUGGGUACCAAAGAUUGGGAUCGCUUCCCAACACCCUCUGCUCCGUGCAGCUCCCCCUCAACAAACAUGGCUGGGGAGUCGGGGACUCUCUAGCGGGGCCUAGCAGGGGCCCACCCCAUUGAGCUUCCCGCUCAUGCCUUCCCGGCAACCCUUGAGCUUCCGCUCACGAGCUUCCGCUCAUGCCUUCCCGGCACCCCAUUGAGCUUCCCGCUCAUGCCUUCCCGGCAUCCCAUUGAGCUUCCGCUCAUCCCACCACGUUAAUGGAACAUGGAAUUCUUCUACCAUUUGUCGCUCCCGACAAAUUGAAUUCUUUUCGCGUUCCAUUAAUACGAGCGACAACCAAACGCUUACCUUCGCAGCGCUCAUACAACUUACAUUUAUCAUAUACAAUCCAUAUGCUCACACGACCAUACGCGCUCUCGAGUUUGUCCGUCAUCAUCGAUCGUACUCGGCGCCAUUCACGUGUAUACAUCAACAUGUAUCACGCCCCCCAUACGUUUAUAUUUUGUUGCUCCAUGCAACGAGCAUUCUACGUAUGCCUGCUUUUUGUUUUUGUUGUGCAGGUUAACGAGUCCCUUCUUGCUUACGGAGUUCGGGGACUUGUAGGGGCUCCGUACCGCCCGGUUACUUAUGCUUGAUGACUUCAUGAUUUGAACUCCCCAACCAAGAAGCUACUCUUACUCGGGGACUUCGGGGACUUGUACAUACCUCCAAUAAUAUGGAGUAUUUACUACGUCACCAAGCAUAAGUAACACCCACUUUGGGACAUCCACAAGACAUGGCAAGGCCCAACCGAGACAUGCAUCGUGUAGCCCUAUGUUCAGGCUACGCGGCAGUAUCCGGAAGUCACAAAUCCGCCACCGGGAAGCCACAUUUCCGCCCUUGCCAAGAUGCCUCCACAAACAUAGCUUUCUGCAUGUUAAAUAGACUAGAAUAGUAACUUUGCUUGUCCCACAUCGAAGAACAAGUAAAAGAGAAGCAUUCCUUCAUCUAUAAAAGGAAUGCCUCCUCCCACAACUCAACACAUUCAUUACAUCUCUUGUAAUCUUGUUAGGCCGCAAGGCUCGACACACUAGUAUAGCUUUCAAGUGGACGUAGUCUCCCGCUCAUGCGGAGGCGAACCACUAUACAUCUCGUGUCAAUCUCUCUCUUUCUCUCAUUUAAGCUAACUAGAGAUCCCCACGGAUUCUAACGUUAACAGUGGGCAAUAUUGGAGAACAUAAUUCAGAGAGAGACAUAAUUAUUGAAUCAAAUAAUAGACAAUUGCAACGAGUUUCGAAAAUACAUCCAAAAUAUAUGUCAUUACAAUAUCCGAUUCUUUUUCCGUAUGGUGAAGAUGGAUAUAAACCAAAUUUAUUGAUGCACAAAACAUCUACAAAUUCCCAACAAAAAAGAGAGAGAAUAUCAAUGCGAAGUUAUAUUACGUAUCAAAUUCAAGACAGACGUAACGUAGAAAAUACUUUAUUACAGGGUGGACGAUUAUUUCAACAAUUUUUAGUUGAUGCUUAUGCAACUGUUGAGGAAGAUCGUUUAGAUUGGAUAAGGAAAAAUCAAAAAAAUUUCCGAAAUGAAAUUCUUAAAGAAAUGUAUACUGCAUCUUCAUCUGGAAUUCAUAAAGGUCAUGACUUAGGACAAAAAAUUAUUUUACCAAGUUCUCAUACUGGAAGUCCUAGAGAUAUGAUUAAUAAUUAUCAAGAUGCUAUGGCAAUUUGCAGACAAUAUGGCAAUCCUGAUUUAUUUAUAACUUUUACUUGCAAUGUUAAAUGGAUAGAAAUACAAAGAUAUUUAAAAAAUGAUCCUAAAUCUAAAAUUGAAGACAGGCCUGAUAUAAUUUCGAGAAUAUUUAACAUAAAAUUACAAAAUAUGAUUACAUAUAUUAAAUCUGGGGAACCUUUUGGACAAGUUGAGGCAGAUGUUUGCACAAUAGAAUUUCAAAAAAGAGGACUUCCUCAUGCUCAUAUGUUGUUUUGGUUAAAAAGAGAUUAUAAAUGUUAUACAGCAGCAGAUAUAGACUCUAUUAUUUCAGCUGAAUUACCAGAUAAAAAUGUUAAUCCAGAACUUUUUGAUAUUGUAAGUCAAUUUAUGAUUCAUGGGCCAUGUGGACAAAUUAAUCCAAAAAGCCCUUGCAUGAAAGAUGGAAAAUGCUCUAAAUUCUUUCCAAAACCAUAUAACACAAAAACUAUAUUCGAAGCUAAUUCACCACCAACAUAUAAACGUAUCAAUGAUGACACAAAAUUCGUCGAAAAAAAUGGCGUUCAUGUUGGUAAUAAUUUUGUUGUACCAUAUAAUUCAAACUUAUUAUUGAGAUACAAUGCUCAUAUUAAUGUUGAAUUAUGUUCCCAAUCUAUGUUAAUUAAAUAUUUAUUCAAAUAUAUUAAUAAAGGUCCAGAUAGAGCUCGAAUUUUGUUACAAGAAAACUUAAAUGAUGAAAUUCAAACUUAUCUUAAUUGUCGUUAUCUAACUCCUCAUGAAUCUAUUUGGAGAUUGUUUGAAUAUCUAAUUCAUUCUAAGCAUCCUGCUGUACAACGUUUACAAAUACAUCUACCGUUAGAACAAAAUGUUAUUUUUAAUGAAUCUGAAUCUCUUGAAUCAAUCAUAGAACGUAAAAGUACAGAAGAUACUACAUUAACCGGAUGGUUUCAAGCAAAUAAAAUUUACCCAGAGGCACGCGAAUUAACUUAUGUAGAAUUUCCAACUAAGUUUGUUUGGCAUGAUCGCACAAAAUGUUGGGCACCAAGAAAACGAUAUGAAACAAUUGGACGAAUAACAUAUAUACAUCCUACAAAAGGCGAACUAUAUUUUAUGAGAAUGUUAUUAAAUAUUCAAAAAGGUUGUAGUGAUUUCAAUUCAAUAAAGACCGUUAAUGAGAUUACAUACCCUUCUUAUCAAGAAGCCUGUCAAGCCUUGGGGUUAUUAGGAGAUGAUAAAGAAUGGAUUGAAGCAUUAACAAAUUCUUCAUAUAUUGCAACGGCUUCUGAAAUACGCCAACUUUUUGUUACAAUAAUCUUAUUUUGCGAUGUUGCAAGUCCUCAAACAUUAUUUGAUUUACAUUGGUCAAAUAUGUGUGAUGAUAUUUUAUAUAAAGCUAGAUUAGAAACUCAAAAUCCAAAUUUGACCUUACCAGAAUCAGAACUGAAGAACACAUUGUUAUUUGAACUAGAACACCUAUUUAAUAUGUCAUCAAGUUCAUUAAAAGAUCAUCAAUUACCAAUGCCUGAUAAAAAUAAAAUAUUAGAAUUGAAAAAUAAAUUAUUAAAAGAAGAAUUAGAUUAUAACUGUCGAGAAUUAAAACAUUUACAUACAAAUUUAGUUGCUCAGUUAAAUACGUGUCAAAAAAUUGUUUAUGAUGAAGUAAUUGAAGGGAUUGAAAAAAAAACAUGCAACGCUUUUUUUGUUCAUGGUCAUGGAGGAACUGGCAAAACUUUUUUAUGGCAUACAAUAAUAAGUAAAUUAAGAUCUGAAGGAAAAAUUGUUUUAGCUGUUGCAUCAUCAGGAAUUGCUUCAAUAUUACUUCCAAAUGGUAGAACCGCUCAUUCUAGAUUUAAAAUACCUAUUACAAUAAAUAAUUUAUCAAUAUGUCCGAUAAAGAAAGGUACUCAUCUUGCAAAAUUAAUUGAUAGAGCAGAACUAAUUAUUUGGGACGAAGCUCCAAUGUGUCAUAAACAUUGUUUUGAGUCAUUAGAUAAAUCUUUACGAGAUAUUUUAUCAGAUUCAAAUAAUAUACAAAAAGAUAAACCAUUCGGUGGUAAACCCAUUUUAUUAGGUGGUGAUUUUAGACAAAUUUUACCUGUUAUCACCGGAGGAACUAAAGAACAAAUAAUUGAAGCUUCAUUAAACUACUCAUACCUUUGGCAAUCAUUUAAAAUAUUUCAUUUAACAGAAAAUAUGAGAUUAUCAAAAAAAAAUUUAACUGAUGAGGAUAGAAAAAAUAUUUCAGCUUUUGCAAAUUGGCUAUUACAAAUUGGAGAAGGUAAAAUACAAUCUAUAAAUUAUGAAAAUGAUAUAGAUACAUCAUGGGUUGAAAUUCCAAACGAUAUACUUAUUGAUAAUUAUAUAGAUCCAAUAAAAGCAAUUUUUCUAGCAACUUAUCAAAAUUUCAAUGAAAAUUACAACAAAUUUGAUUAUUUAAGAGAACGUGCAAUAGUUACACCACGAAAUACUACAGUAACAGAAAUAAACAAUUAUGCUAUAAAUUUAUUGCCAGGUAAUGUGAGUACUUACCUAAGCUCAUAUACUAUUGUUCAAAAUUCAAAAAAUCAUGAAAAUAUGGAUGUUUUAUAUCCAACAGAAUUCUUAAAUAAAUUGGAAUUUCCUGGAUUACCAUCGCAUAAAUUAAUUUUGAAGAUCGGAAUGCCUAUUAUGUUAUUAAGAAAUUUAAAUCAACGAUCUGGAUUAUGUAAUGGUACAAGAUUAAUAAUAACAGCAUUAUUUGAUAGAUUAAUAGAAGCAAAAAUAUUAACAGGAACAAAUAUAAAUCAAAAAUUUUUUAUACCUAGAAUUGUUCUUACAGCUACUGAAAAUAAGUGGCCAUUCAUUUUUAAAAGACGACAAUUUCCAGUUAGACCAUGUUAUGCUAUGAUAAUUAAUAAAAGUCAAGGUCAAUCUUUAAAUCAAGUUGGCAUAUAUUUACCUGAACCUGUUUUUACUCACGGACAAUUAUAUGUUGCACUUUCAAGAGUUACAUCAAGAAAUGGUUUAAAAAUUUUAAUAAAUAAUAGUAAUAAUAUACCAAAUAAAUACACUAAAAACAUAGUGUACAAAGAUGUGUUACUAAAUUUAUAAAUCAAAACAUACAUUAUAUAAUGUUAAUAUAUAAUGUAUGUUUUCA
Molecule: messenger RNA, 9045 nt
Organism: Rosa rugosa (rugosa rose)
Lineage: Eukaryota; Viridiplantae; Streptophyta; Magnoliopsida; Rosales; Rosaceae
Exons: 6
Coding region: 5514-8999 (1161 amino acids)
Biological process (GO): DNA repair; telomere maintenance
Molecular function (GO): DNA helicase activity
Source: RefSeq, a predicted model, not a curated record